Molecule: messenger RNA, 10819 nt
Organism: Alligator mississippiensis (American alligator)
Lineage: Eukaryota; Metazoa; Chordata; Crocodylia; Alligatoridae
Gene: CDKL5
Product: cyclin dependent kinase like 5
Exons: 19
Coding region: 318-3395 (1025 amino acids)
Biological process (GO): protein phosphorylation; regulation of dendrite development; positive regulation of axon extension
Cellular component (GO): dendrite cytoplasm; nucleus
Molecular function (GO): protein kinase activity; ATP binding
Source: RefSeq, a predicted model, not a curated record
GCUCUUCUACAUCGGGGUUCUCCACCGUAGCGGAAAUUUCACCGUGCCGAAAAGCUUCGUUGUGCUAGAAAAUUCCGCUGUGCCGAGGCACUUAAUUACUAAGUUCUGACACAAGCGACAAACACGAACUAGACAGGAAACUACUGAAUGUUUAGUGAUUAGGAAAACUAUGUGAGAAGCCCAGUCGACAAACGUGGAUUUCUUCUACCAGAAGCCUUCGGGUUUGGGGUUUUUUUUUCUUUGCCUACUGUGAACCCUUAGACACUUCACUCUUGUGCCAUGUUCUGUGGCUCUCAACAUAAGAGGAAUUUGUCUUGAUGAAGAUUCCUAACAUUGGUAAUGUGAUGAAUAAAUUUGAGAUCCUUGGGGUUGUAGGUGAAGGAGCCUAUGGGGUUGUACUUAAAUGCAGACACAAGGAGACGCAUGAGAUUGUGGCCAUCAAGAAAUUCAAAGACAGUGAAGAAAAUGAAGAAGUCAAAGAAACCACUUUACGAGAGCUUAAAAUGCUUCGCACUUUGAAACAGGAAAACAUAGUGGAACUGAAGGAAGCCUUCAGAAGAAGAGGAAAGCUGUACUUAGUGUUCGAAUAUGUGGAAAAAAAUAUGCUUGAAUUGCUAGAAGAAAUGCCGAAUGGAGUUCCACCUGAGAAAGUAAAAAGUUAUAUCUACCAAUUAAUCAAAGCAAUUCAUUGGUGUCAUAAGAAUGAUAUUGUUCACAGAGAUAUCAAACCAGAAAAUCUCUUAAUAAGCCACAAUGAUAUUUUGAAGCUGUGUGAUUUUGGUUUUGCUCGAAAUCUCUCUGAAGGAAGCAACGCUAACUACACUGAGUAUGUGGCCACCCGAUGGUACCGAUCACCUGAACUCCUGUUGGGAGCCCCUUACGGAAAAGCUGUGGAUAUGUGGUCUGUAGGCUGCAUUCUUGGGGAGCUAAGUGAUGGGCAGCCAUUAUUUCCUGGAGAAAGUGAAAUCGACCAGCUCUUUACAAUACAGAAGGUGCUAGGACCACUCCCAUCAGAGCAGAUGAAGCUUUUCUACAGCAAUCCCCGUUUUCAUGGGCUGCGGUUCCCUGCAGUCAACCAUCCACAAUCUUUGGAAAGAAGAUACUUAGGAAUUUUAAGUAGUGUUUUGCUUGACCUUAUGAAGAACUUGCUGAAACUGGAUCCAGGAGAUAGGUAUGUGACAGAACAGUGUUUGAACCAUCCUUCAUUUCAAACCCAGAGACUCUUGGAUCGCUGUGGAAGUUCACCUUCACGGACAACUAAGAGAAAAUCCUAUCAUGGGGAGAGCAACACAUUAUCAAACAGAAAUCAAGCCAGCAAAAGUGCUGCUUUGCAGUCACAUCACAGAUCGAACAGCAAGGAUAUGCAGACUCUAGGGGUUGGACUACAAAGAGGAGAAGAGGUUCUACCAGCAAAUGAAAGCUUCAUAAAUGGAAACCUCACGGGAGCUGCACACAGUCCAAUGCAUGCAAAAAAAACAAGCAACCCACCUGGAAGUGGCAGCAAGGACCUAGCCAAUAAUAACAUCCCACAUCUUCUCAGUCCAAAGGAAGCAAAGACAAAAACAGAAUUUGAUUUUAAUGUGGACCCAAAAGCUUCUGAUGGUCCAGGUACAAAAUACCUAAAGUCAAACGCCAGAUCUCAACAGAAUCGGCACUCGUUUAUGGAAAGUUCUCAAAGCAAAACCGGCACGCUGCAACCAGGUGAAAAGCAUAGUCGCCAUAGCUAUAUUGAUACUAUUCCUCAGUCAUCCAAGAGCCCCUCAUAUCGGACAAAGUCCAAGAGUCAUGGGGUCCUGACAGACUCCAAAUCUGUGGGUAACCUUUCUGAGGCCAGAGCUCAAAUUGCAGAACCAAACAGCAGUCGGUAUUUUCCAUCAAGCUGCAUGGACUUGAACUCUCCUACCAGCCCAACUCCUCCUCGCCACGGUGAUAACAGAACUUUACUCAGCCCAUCUGGGAGGAAUAACCGAAGUGACAGUACCCUUGAUUCACGAAGACUGUCAACAAGACAUUCCAAAACCAUGGAGGAGUUGAAACUGCCAGAUCAUAUGGAUGGAAGCCAUUCACAUUCGUUAUCUGCCCCACAUGAAUCUUUUUCAUAUGGUCUAGGUUACACUAGCCCCUUUUCCUCACAGCAGCGCCCUCAUAGACACUCUAUGUAUGUGAGCCGGGACAGAGUGAGGUCAAAGGGCUCAGAGGGUGGCUUAAGCGUAGGGCAAGGGAUGGCAGCCAGAGCAAACAGCCUGCAACUGUUAUCUCCACAGGUGCAGCAUAGGUCACUCACCAGAUCUGUUGGCUCCUCACGUGAAGAUUGUACAGAAGAUACGAAUAGGCAGAGUGACCAGAUUCCACCAGAGAUGAAUCUGACAAGACCACCAGUUAAAGAUGCCUCCAGAGAUGUUACAACCUCAUUUCAUUCACGGCAAAAGUCUGAGGGUGGAACGUACCAUGAUCCACACUCAGAAGAUGGAGCAUCCACUAAAGAAAACAGAGUUCUGUAUAAUGACCCUAUUCCUAGAAGAGUUGGCAGCUUUUAUAGAGUUCCAUCUCCGCGUCCAGAGGGUACAUUCCUUGAAAAUAAUGCGUCAAACAGAGCCCCUGCAAUACCAUCAGACAGCAGCACCGUGACAAACCACUCAAAGAGACAAACCACCUUUGAUACGUGGAAAAGUCCUGAAAAUGUUAACAGUCAUUCAGAGCAACUCAAGGAGAAAGAAAAGCAAGGCUUUUUCAGGUCAAUAAAAAAGAAGAAGAAGAAAUCUCAAACUACAGAAUCCACCAACGGCGAGAAUCCAAGCAUCAAGAAAUCCCUCUUUCCUCUUUUUAAUUCAAAGAAUCAUUUAAAGCAUAGUUCUUCUUUGAAAAAGCUUCCUGUAGUCACUCUACCCAUGAUGCCAAGCAGUGAUGGUCAGGAUCUUUUGGCAUUACAAAAAGCCAUUCACUCUUCUAAUCACCAGGUCAGCCGGCAGAAGGAUUGGCAUCCUGAGAAGAUGGCAGAAAUCCAAACUCAUAGCCAACCUUUAAAAUCCCUUCGAAAGCUAUUACAUCUCUCUUCCUCUUCAAAUCAUCCUGUUCCUCCGGAGCCCCGCUUCCAGCCCUUGCCUAGUCAGCCAGCCAAAGCUACUUUUUCUGAAGUGCGAAUUCAUCCCAUGAGUCAGACUUCCAGCAGCAGCAACGUCCGGCAGGAGUCCCAGUCAAAAGGCAGACCGACACUCCAGAUACCAGGUCAAAUGGAACCAACAUGGCAUGUCUCCCCUGUGAACAGGAGCACUAACGAGGGAACACCUUAUACCGAUCAGCUGCCUUCGAAGAGUGGACAGAAUGGACACACGUAUAACCGAACAAGCCGAUCACGAAUGCCAAAUCUGAAUGAUUUAAAAGAGACGGCCUUGUAAUGGUACUCCAGAAAAUAUGCCAAUCCACGUGGAAACUUGAGUAGGGGUGUCGUGGUGGUGCUGGUGAUGGUAAGACUGCAUUUUCAGCUUUAUAAAGGUGUGCAAUAUGUACAUGUGGAGCUAGCCUGUUUGGCACCACAUUGCUAGUCAGGGAUCAUACAGUAAAACAAGUUGAAUUAUUAAUUAUCAAUCAUCAGAAAUCUCAUUCGAUGAUAGACAGAGUGUGCAAUUCAGGGAGAAGAAAUGUAUUGCCAUUUUCUCUCAUUUACAUUCCAGCUUAGUGCACAUCUCUGUUUCAAAGCUGGAGAAGUUUAGGUAUGCAUUGGCACUUAUAGGGUGAAAAAAAAUAGUGUCUAGACCUAUGCCCUUACUACAUAUUUUGCUGCCUAGUUAAAACAGUGGGGUUUAUGUGAUAUAAGUGUAUCCCUGUUAAGGGUUUAAAGUUGAAUUGUAUGUCUUAAAUUUGUUUUUUAAACUUCCAUAUUUGAUAGAAUUUGUAAUAUUUAUUUAUGAUGAACCAAUAUUGUACUGUUAUAAUCAUAUCUUUUAUGUUCCAAUGUAAAGUUAUUUUGAGCUGUUUGAAACAUUGUGAAGCAGUGCAACAGCUACAGUAGUUUCUAUUAAAAAAAACAAAAGAACUAACAGUAACAUUUAUAUAUUGCAUCAGGAGUAUUUUAUUCUAUACAUAAAUAUAUAUAAAUGGUAAAUAACUGUCUGUUUUUUAAAUAUACUCAUUUAAAAGAAAAGUAUUGUUAUGACACUAUCUGCCAUAUUUUUAUACAUUUGUGAUAUAAAGUGCAGUAUUAUACUUCUAAUAAAAGGAAGUUGAAUGUGGAUAUGUGUGACUGUAACAGUAUGACUCUUGCUCCGCUAUUAGAGCGCAGUAUUAUAGGCAUUAUUGUCGGUAGCAAACAAAAUAGAACACUCAGUUCCAAAUUUUAUUAUAGGCUACUUGUUGGACGUAAUGGCUAGAUGUAAGAGACUACAGAACUAUACAGUAAUCUAAAUGCGGUAUAUUCUCCCCUAAGUGUGCACUUUGCUUUCCCAUUAGUGUGACGGGAAUUAUGCAUCUGCAUCAAAACCAUAAAGUUCUAAUAACACAUCUGAGAAGGUGCCCCUUGACCACAAGCUAAAGCAGAUGCUCUUCCACAUAAUUGUAGGGGUGAAGACCAAAGAAAUAUAGCAUGAGUUGCAAGUGAAAUGCCAAAAUUGUGACGUACACAUAGCAUGGCAUUGCAGAUCAUGGUAUAAGCUUUUUUGCAUACAUAUAUUUUACAUUUUGUUUAAAAGUGUGUUUAACUAGAAAGAUAAAUAUUGUACUUAAAUUUAAAAUACACUUGCACUUUUUUUUGGUUUCAGGAUAUACUUAAAGCUAGUAAAACAAUGAUAUUCAGAUGGAGAAGAAGGAAGGUUGCCAGGCAGCUUAAUUUCUCUUUGGAGUCUCACUACCAGAACAUUCCUGUUCACAGUUGGUUUCCAUUUCUACAAAAUAUUAGAUUUGAGGUUCAUGGCAAUUCAAAGAGCUGCCUUUAAAACGAAGGAUUUUAUGCAUAAAAAUGCAGGGUCUGGUUCCCCUCUCUUACACUGGGGUAGAUCAGCAGUAAUUCCCAAGUAGUCAAAGUUGAACUAGUGUAAAUUUGGCUCAAGUGAAAGGAGAAUCUUGCCUGUAGUGUCAGAACAAUACCUAUACUUGAACUCAGCACUUCACCUCUUACAUUACUCUGAAGUGUAGUUCAGUUUUUGUGAGUUGUCAUUGUAAUAAUUGUGCUUACAAGUAUUCUGUCCUUUCCAAAAAGAGACUAGUCUAAACAUGAAUUUGAUAUUCCAACCACAGAAAUAGAUGCAGAUGUAGCCAGCUAGCUCCUCCUUCAUUAGCAGUGCAGAAGGACAUUAAGUUCCAUACCUCCCAAUCAUACCAGCAUCCUCAGACCAUACUACAAUACAAUUGGCAUCAACACUUGCAAAAUAUAGAGUUCAGUGAGAAGUAUGGUAUUUCAGCUUUUCAUAGGACAAAAACAGUUGGUAAUUCUGACUAGCGGACAGUAAAACAAGAAUUCUUUGUUCCUCUAUUGCUGUAAGAAAUGUCCACAUGUUUUUUCAUAUGAUAUAUAAUAUAGGGAAACAUUAUAUAUUAUGUAAAAUAUACCAGUGAAAGGGUGCUUUAUGUUUGGAUGGGCACAGUGGACAUCUGAGAGAGCAUCUGAGGUUGUUCUUAAUUGAUUAUCAUUGUAGCUAUUUGAUUUAUAAUAUACUGAUUGUAACCGUUUCAAAGAGAAGUCUUUCUGUAUCCACCAGUUCACUACAGUUGGGUUACCUCUGCUCUCCAGUAUGAGCUGACUAAUAUCCCAGAAUUCCCCUACAAAAACUUUGGCGUUAGUUUGAGAAUGGGGCUCUAAGCAGUACCGUAUGAAUGUCUGCAAGACUGGUAGUGUUCAGAUUUGGCUAGUUUGUCCUUCACGUUCUUUCCUUUUUCAUUGAAUAAUACAGCACUUGCGUUUUGUCUCUAGAAGACUUCUUACUUAGCUGGUAGGAGCUUCAUGCUUGGAUGAUUGGUCAUUAUGGUCAUUCUGAUUCAUGGCAGGAAUUAAAACUUCCAGCAGAUUUUCCCUCAGCAUCCACUGAGCUAAAUAAGAGUGAUUACUGAUUGCACCUUCAACUGUUUAAAAUGCUUAUUACAGAUUCAAGUUUGAGCCAGGAGGCAUAGAAAAUAAUUGAGGGUCCAAAAACAUGAAGCUCUUGCCACCCUACACUGCAUUUUCCUCUUUAGAAACGUCAACAAACCUUGAUAAAACUGAACAGUAAAUUGAGUUGACUGUAUGUAUUUCUCUUCAGUCUAUUUGAAGGGAUGAUGAACUUCUCAUUAGGCAGCUGAUGUCAGAAUAAAUGUUCUCAUAUUUUCAACUGGGUCUGAAUUCCCAGCCUUUAGUGUAUUGCUCAUGUAAUUUUACUAACACUUAAAAAGGAAACUUCCUAGGAUUUUUGAACUUCUCUAGCUCACCAAAAAAGAGAAAUGUAUCAUAGAGGAAACUAUUUUUCAAUGUGAGCCUUUCUCCUUACUGAGGUCUCUUGGUCUAAUUUUGUUGUAUUAUAUAUAUAUUCUGUAGAUUGACUAAGGAUAAAGCAGAUAACUUAAAGAGUAAGCUUUCUUUUCCUCAGCAGUCUGUUUUGCCUUAUGAUAGUGUACUAAUGUGAACAUAAAAGAAAUGAAUUUUCAAAAAGAUAAUUAAGGUGGUUUGUUCAUCUCAGGCUGCCUCAGUUUGCCUGUGAGUUUGUAGGAUUUAGUUGGCUCUUGGAAACGGAAAUAUAGGCUCUUUAAUUGCAUCUUAAUUAAAAUUAUAUUCUGUACCUGGCUAUAAAAUAUCCUCACAGACUGUCAUUAAAAUUUGCUUGACUAGAUGCCCAGUCUUGUUGCCAAUCUUGAUCGUGGUGAUGAUGAAAGAAUUACAGGAGUUAUGUUUUAUUUUCAUUUCAGACAAAAAAAGUGAGCCAUUCUGGGCAAAUGGGAUUUUCUCUGUCUGAGCAAUAGGCAAUGCUGAUUGCUUGAGAAGAUAACACUCCCUGCUCCGGUAAGGUCCGCCUACGUCCUUGGUAAACCUUCCCAGUAACAGAGCUCAGGACCAACUUCAGACUCUGAUUUCUUGUGUCAAAUCAGACUUAGGUGUACGAUCUGAACAUAUGGGGUGUCUAUACACAUGCUCUGGGGUGGAGGAGGGGCCUUUUAAUUAGAGAGGCUCCUGGACAGUUGCUGUAAUUCAAGUGCCGCAGCGUCACAGGUAUUCAGCGUCCUGCGCUUCAAAACAGGGGUCUUUAACUAAAGUUCAUUCAUCAAGUUCUAGUUAAAGUGCCUCUGCCACCAUUUUGAAAUGCAAGAUAGUGAAUAUGUGACGCUGCAGCACGUGGUAGCAUUCUCAUUAGGACACGCCAGCAGCCUCGAUUAAUCUAACUGGAACAUGUCAGAGCAUGUGUAUAUGCACCCAUGGGUGCUAAUGUCACUGCACUGCAAUGCCUGUUUACAAACUACUACAUUUCCAGAACUAAGCUUAGGCGGGCCUCACAUUUCUAUACUUGCAAUUUGUCUUCAGAUAAUUUUAGAUUUCUUGUCUUUCUCUCCGUCAGGCAGGUUUCCUGGAGCAAAGGUAGGUUACAAGUUGAUGUUCUGGAUCAGUACUAUUGAAGAUGCUUGAAGCAUCACUACAAUUUGUGCCAGUUGGGUGUCUGCGGAGGAUCAAUCCAAGGUAGUUUAGAAAGUCACAAAAUAAAGAUCAGAUUUUUAUUUUCCUCAGAAAUCUUUAUAAGCAUUAUUUUAAUUUUCUGCUAGUUUUAGCCAUAAAAAACUUGCCAUUUACCCUAAGUAAUUUGCAGUGUUUUAGACCUUCCUUGUUGUAGGGUUACUGUGGUUAUGUUAAUGGUGGAUAUAUUGUUGUCAUCUCUGGCCUUACCUAAGACAGAAUGGGCAUGCUUUUAAGAGUGACUACCAGCCAGAAAGUGCUUUGGGUUCCUAUUCAAGUUACAGUUGUUCAGGUUCUUAAAAGAUCAUGUGACUGAGGCAAACUUUGAACUUAUGUACAUCCCAUUGAUUAUAUAAAUAUUGUAACUGUGCUUAUUAGAGUAGAGCUGUAAUAAUAUUUUGAAUCCAAAUUGGAUGGUCCCAGAAGGAAUAUUUUGAAAAGCCAUAACAAUGCAUCACAAAGUUUGUGGGGAUUGUGAAAAUCUAAUUUCUUCUGUGUCAAUUGAUGUACAGUAUACAUCAAAAAUGGGACCACUUGGUACACUUCGCAGCUUUGCUGCUGUACAGUUCAUGUAAAUAGGCCCAGCAAAACGUUAAGGCACAGGAGAUAUUAAGGGUAAAGUACCCCAUUAACCAUUUAUAAAUCUCCUUCAAAUCAGGUUACUAUUCUUGGAACAGGUGCCUUUCCUCUUCCAGCGUGUCCCUAUUUGUGUCAUAAUGUUGAUUGCUUCAUAAACUGGGAUUUGUAGUAAAUAAGGAGAAAAGCCAUUUAACUUCUUUCAAGCCUUUCUUAUAUUUUGGAAGCAAUUUGAAUAAACACUUUUAAUACAACAUAGCCUGGAUGUUUCUAAGAGAAGCUAGUUCCCUUUUUUUUUCUUUCUAGUGCCAAAAAAGUAAUGGCGCAUCUUGCCAAAGGCACUUCAGCCUGGCGAUGACCUGCAAAGUUCUGAUUCAGAUGCUAUGAGAGAACUGCAGGUGUUUUCACUCUUUAUUUAGGACCCAAAAUGACAGGAAGAAUUGUAAGUAAAGUGCUGAUUUAAAAAAAUUAGUCAAAGGGGAAUAUCUACUUUUGUUUGGGAAGACUAUCUCUUGGUAGAAAAUCUUUUGCCCCAGUGGCCUCCUUUAAACGGGUACUGUGUGAAAUAGCAGAGGCAAGACUGAUAGAGUAAGUUAUCAUUUAUCUGUUGUUGAAUGGCUCUUGUUCAUUAGUAAGGGUAUCCUUGUGUUUGUUCAGUUAGUUGGAGCAAGGGGGCUCUUUGAAACAAUGACAAAAUGUGGGAUGCGCAAGAUUUGUUUUAAAAUCAACCCUCUCUGUACAGUGUCGGUUUGGAUGCUCUCCCUCCAUUAAAUCAAUGUACUGUGUUGCUGCUUUCCAAUCAUUCUGUAAAAUGUAAAUCAAAAUAUACAGCCAGAUAAAUAAGACUUUGUGUCUUGGCCCACUGGACUUGACCAUAGGGUUGAUAGCGUAAAGGCUAAGAGAUGAGGGACAUGGUUUAUGGACCUCUCCUGUCCUCUCUAAUAGUCGAUCUACCUCCUCUCUCUCAUGAAGUGGUCAAGGUUCACUUUGUUUGCCCUCAGUUUAUCACUGACUUCCCAUUCUACAACUUUUCCAAGAGAAGACCUCUAAAGGAUUCCAUCUUAUACUUUUUUAGGACAGGAGAAUUAGGUGCUAUUAAGAGCCUAGUCAGAAUUUCUACAGGCCUUCAUCUGGAUGUGCUUCUAAAUCAGCUCAGUUUCCCUCAGAAUCUUGCCAUCCUUUGCACUGCUUUGCAGUCUUCCCAUUGUAUUCUCCAUUUAUUUCCUUAUAGUUUUCAAAUAUUGAAGUUGCCUUGUUCUUUGCUAUUGCUCUAGUGCUGAUUAUCAGGGAGACAGAGGCCUUAUCUAUUACUCCACCCUGUGUGCUGUUCUACUCAGAGACAGCUAUCCUUAGACUUGCUCAGGAUUUUCUUCAUUCUAAAUUUUUCAUUCCAUCCAAGGGAGAGAUCUUACCUCCUUUUGCCCCUCCCCUUUCCCCACAAUCAUUCUCUAUGACGUUUUUGUUUGAAUUUUAUUCUAGAAGCAGCGCAGUUUUUACAGGGAAUUGUUCCUUGUCUAGUUUGAGGAAAGCCUCAGCAAUGUAGUGUACAGGCCUGGGAAUGGUAGGUCACAGUAACAGAUUCCAUGCAAUUUCUGGUUAGAACAAGCUAAAGCAUAUCCACAAUAUGGAAAAUAUAAAUUUCUGCAAAUCUCUGGUUGUAUAUGAAGCCCUUGGUAUGAGCUUUUGGAAUAUAAGUUGGGUAGCAGAGAGAGUUGAUUGCCGUUUAGUACAAAGCUAAAGCAUAGGCUGUAUUCAGAUUGCUAUGUCCCCCACAGCAGUUUUUUUCUUUUGCUUGUUUUUUGAUAGUGCAUAUUGUUCAUUAGUAAGGGUAUCCUGGUGUUUUCAUCAUAUUGGAGGAUACGUCUGAUCCAAAGGAGUAAUUUCUGACCUAUAAAUUUGGAUAAUGUGGAACAGAGAUAAUGAACUAAAAUCCUCCCUGAAAGUGUAAUUGUAUAGAAUAAUCCAUUGAAAGUUUUUUUUCAAUUCUGUUUAAUCUAUUAGGCAAAUCAUUCAAGACUGCUUAGAUCUCCACUGUCAAACAAUGAAUUAUGUGGUUAAAAAGGAGAAGGGAAGGAGAAAAGAUCUGGGUUUGGAGACCUUGAUAGUGUUUUCCCUUUUGCCAGAGCUGGCUAUACCAAAAGUAACAGAUUGUGGAGGUAGUUUUCCAAACUUCCAAAUUUAUUGGUAAAAAAUUACCCAAUUUCAUUAGCUGCUCUUAGAAAUUCUAAAAUGCACAACAUUUUAAACCUACCAUGCUUUCUAUUGUGGAAGGGAUGUGAUGUGAUGUUAACCUGUUUAAUCCUUGAAUACAUUGAUUUUAAAAUGUGUUGAAUAUUUACAGAAUUCUUCACACAAGUUAAUAAACCAUUUGUAAAGUGUUUAUAUACUAUUCUUUGUAUCAUGUUGUUGGUACACCUUAUCAACUUUUUUUCGGGCAUGUAUUCCAUUCUUAACUUCUGUACAAUUUCUAUUGUUGCUGUAAAUAUAAAAGAGAAAAAAAAUCCUGUGGUAACCUUAAUUAUCAGCAUGGAAAUGGUUAAUUUUUACUGAGCACAAUGUAUUUUUGAAUGGGCCUUCCAAAAUAUGUCUUUAAUAAAAUGCAGGUUUUGCACUAGAAAA